Molecule: messenger RNA, 2458 nt
Organism: Clunio marinus
Lineage: Eukaryota; Metazoa; Arthropoda; Insecta; Diptera; Chironomidae
Source: the annotation of a GenBank genome assembly
AAACAAAGUCUGACCGUUGCUCAAGGUAGUCACUCGCUCAUACUAAAGCAUUUUACUCACAGUGAUUUGCAGUAUGAAUAACGCAACAGGGUCGUCGAAGAAUAUUGAAGCACCUGAAAAUUCAACAGCAAAUGAGAUCCCUAAUGGAACUGGGCCCAAAAUGACACUUCAGUUGGUUUUACCAAACUCAUCGGAAGACCCAUACGGACUCGAAAAUGGAGUUCAUCGAAGAUCGCGACCAGUUUCAAGAACUGGAAGUGUUUUGGAAUCUAAAUCACCUGGUUUUAUCAACACACGACUUGUUAAUUAUAACCGAGGAGUUUCCUACCAACCUUCAGUGGCUACUUCAAAGUUUCAAUCUGAACCAGAAAAUAUUCCACCGCCAUCAUCACAAGAAGAAAAAUCCAAAAUGACAAAACGAUACUUUGCGACAAUCACAGCAGUCAGUUACGCAAUCUUCCUUGUGAUUUUCGGCACGAUAGUUUUCGUAGGAAAUGCAGUUGCAGAAUCAACAUUGAACUUUUCAGUUCCAAUUCCUGAAAUAUUUUCUAUCUUCAUGCUAACUGUUGGGUUUUGUUAUUUCAUCUUCCUAUACAUCGAUAUACGACUUCACAUCAAAAAAGCUAAACAUGCACUUAAAGUGAAGGAAAAUCGAAUUAAAAUGUUCGAAGAACAAUUAGCAAGAACAGAAGCACAUCUACAAAAUUCCCUAGAAUUUUCACAAACUAACAUUAACAAUAAUAACAACAACAUUCACUUACAAAUUCCGCUGCCCGAUUUAUCUGCAAGUAACAUUCAACCAAUUUCACAUCGUUAUUGUUUCGUUACGGGACGUCACGGAGAGGUUCUUUAUCUGAAAAUGGGAGCAGCAUGGUUCUGUUUUGGAUUAUUAAUACAUUCAGCUUUAACACUUUCAUAUCAAAUCAUUUAUUUCACUCAAGAUGAUGCAUGUCGUAAUAUCCCACAACUAAUUGUUGAAAUUAUGUUCCCGUUGUACUCCUUGUUCAUUUUAUUCUUCAUCUUUAAAUAUUGUAAUAUCAUCAUAAAUAGUUAUAGAGGUCUUGCUCGUAUCAUGUUUAUGCAUGCAAUCGGAACGUCACUGGCAUUUUGGAUGUUCACCAUUGUUAGGGAAACGCAGGAUGCAAUUAACUUGAAGAGAAUUGCCGACGCUGAAAGUAAAGAAAUUAUCUUUCAACAUAAUUUUAACAAAAUGUAUUUAAACUCUUCUAAUUAUGAAAUAGAAGCAACGAUGGGAUUCGAUCCAAUGACGUCAGAGAGAAUAACAAAAAUUACAAAUAUGAAUGCAGUUGAAUGUCCCGGACCUGAAGAUUUAAACACAAUUUAUCGAAACUUUGCACCAUACUUGUAUCCGUUCAUUAUUGAAUUUUGCAUUUUAAUCGUCGGAAUAUUUUAUAUGAUAUGGGCAAACAUCAAUCAUUGUCCUAAAAAGCUUUCAGCAAGUGGCCACGAUCAUGGUGGACAUGGAAGUGAUUCACAUAAUCAUAAUAAUGCAGCUGACUCAAAUCAGUUCACAAGUUUAGGUUCAAUACCAGAAGAAGGCGAUGGAACAGCAAAUGGUGGGGUGAUUCACCGGCCACCACCAAGUGAAACGUCAGACCAUUGUCGAAAUUUGAUGGAGCACGACAAUCAAUACAAAACCAAUGUUGUCGUUUAUGCCGAUUGUCAUGCUGCAAGUCGUGGAUUGUUUGGCGGAAUGAUUCUUAUGAUAAUGACGAUAGUUUUCAUUAUUCUCCUUCAUAUUGCAGCUAAUGAACCAGACUACAUUGAAACGGGCGUUAUAGUAGAUCGAGUAUUUGAAUUGACUGUUCUUCUUAUCCUGAUUGUCGCAGUUAUUGUAGCAUAUUUCCAAACAUCAAAGCUCGACAUCAAUCUUCACCCGAUAAGUAAACUUGAUGACGUCCUUCUGUUUAUAGCCAUUCCAGCAUUUUUCUCUGAAACUAUUUUUAGUUUGGUUGCUGCGAUAAACUUUGGAAGAAUUUUAAAUAUUUCCAUUAUAAUAGCUCAAAUUGUUCAAGUUCUUAUUCAAACUCCAUGGAUCAUUGAUGCAUUAAGACGUUGUUCAAAUACAAUUGAGCUUAGAAAAAAGAAACCCGGUCGUGAGCUUGUCACCUUCAUGACAAUUGCUAAUGUUUCACUUUGGAUUUAUUACACAUUUUCUGUGAGAAAUACAGACAUUGAUGAUGAACGGUACGAGUUUUUCGGCUACGUUCUCUGGAGUAUUCUUAAUCACGUUUCUCUACCUUUAAUUAUGUUUUACCGUUUCCAUGCUUCUGUUUGUCUUGUCGAUAUAUGGAAACAUUCAUAUGAGCCUGGCGAGUUCGCUCAUUAAUUAAAUUUAAAUGCAUAAACAUAUAAUUUAAAAUUUAAUAAAGUUUAAAAACAAUUUUGUGUAGGCUAAGUUCAAACUUUUGUUCGUAUAAUAAAUAGAAAAGACGAC